CACUGCCCAGAGGAGUCAUCAGGAGAGUGGUGUUAGUAGUGUUUGUUGUCUUGUGUGUAUGUGUGCCCUAACAGUCCUCAUAGAUAUAUUGUGGUGUCUUUCAUGUUUUGGUGGUGUGUGUAGUGAGUGUGUGAGUGUGUAGAGCCAGAGGCUAAGGGAACUACUACUACUACUAUUACAACAGGCAUGAAGUGAACUAAUACACCUAAAAAAAAUUUUUAAGGAGACAUGAAAGAGAAAGAGGAAGAGGAGCGCCGGGAACUGGUGUCAGGUCAUGGAGGAGCGUUAGGUCCCAUUACAAGCAUCGGUGGUUCAAGUGGAUCGUUCGGAUCGACACCACGACUGACUCAUACGCCAACUUCGCCCGAUUUUCAGCCGCCAUACUUUCCGCCGCCAUAUAAUCUACCGCAACAACAGCUGGACUUUCACCAUCAUCACGCUGUCAAUGCGGCCGCUGUUGCGGCAGCCGAUCCGUACUCGCAUCUCAACAGUCUGGCCACUCAACAGCACCAACAGUAUCAUCAGCUACACCCGGCCCAGACUGGCCGACCCAAUCAUAAUGUGCUGCAGGGAGGCGGYGGCGGCCGACGGGACGACAACGAUGCACAGCACUUGCAAUCGCAUAUGCAUUCGGCAGCCCUGCACGGCGGCUACGGUGACGUCACUGUAUCGGUAGCCGCCACUGUAAACGCUGCCCGACGUAGUACAGACAUGGUCUACGGGAAUGCCCGCCGACCCGAUGUGCUCAUGCAUUCGGGUCAUACACUCAGUGAACAAGAUUUGCUCAAUCUUCAUAAUGCCGGUGCCCUACCAUCGCUAGAUGACACACAGGGCGGAGGCAUUGACGACCCGUCACAACUGUUCUCUGGCGACCACAACAGUGUCAUCCGCAAGGGUAUMAUGAAUGGUAUAAAGCCACGCAAUAGUGAUAAUCACAAAGAGAUGGUCAUUACGGGAGUGACCUCACCGACCGACGUGUUUUGUUCAGUACCGGGACGACUAUCAUUGCUCAGUUCGACCUCCAAGUACAAAGUGACCGUCGGUGAAGUCCAGAGACGACUAUCGCCGCCCGAAUGUCUAAACGCCUCGCUAUUGGGAGGCGUCCUACGCAGAGCCAAAUCCAAGAACGGCGGCCGAUCCUUAAGGGAAAAGUUGGAAAAGAUUGGACUCAAUCUGCCGGCCGGUCGUCGGAAAGCAGCCAACGUUACACUAUUAACAUCUUUAGUUGAAGGUGAAGCAAUACAUUUAGCCCGCGAUUUCGGGUACGUAUGCGAGACAGAGUUUCCCGCCCGACAAAUUGCCGAAUACCUGUGCCGUAACCACUCGGAUCCAUCGGAUAUGUACCGACGAAAAGAGCUGGUGUUGGCCACUAAGCAAUUGUUGAAGGAGUUCAUCGAUUUGCUAAACCAGGACCGGUCGCCACUAUGUAAUACCCGGCCCCAGACAAUACUCGAGCCAAACAUUCAGCGAAAUUUGACACAUUUUUCACUCAUCACACACGGCUUCGGUAGUCCAGCCAUAGUAGCAGCACUUACGUCAGUCCAGAAUUUUAUGACCGAAUCGCUCAAAUACCUCGAAAAGCAAUUAAGUACUUAUCAAACGGCUACUGGUGCUCAUAUGCCCAAUGCAACCUCUGCUCAGAUCGAGACCAAAAAGGAGAUCGAUUUAGUCAACAAAAAGUAGACCACAUUUUUACUAUUAUUAUAUUAUUAAUAAUCUAACCGACCCUUCAAUCUAUAUAAAUAUAUAUAUAAC
Oppia nitens is the source of this 1755-nucleotide messenger RNA. It is a transcript of the gene TfAP-2, whose product is annotated as transcription factor AP-2-epsilon-like. Gene Ontology annotation, cellular component: nucleus. The record is from RefSeq and is a predicted model, not a curated record. Gene Ontology annotation, molecular function: DNA-binding transcription factor activity, RNA polymerase II-specific; RNA polymerase II transcription regulatory region sequence-specific DNA binding. Lineage: Eukaryota; Metazoa; Arthropoda; Arachnida; Sarcoptiformes; Oppiidae. The transcript is spliced from 7 exons. The coding region runs from base 229 to 1683 and encodes 484 amino acids. Gene Ontology annotation, biological process: regulation of cell population proliferation; anatomical structure development; regulation of transcription by RNA polymerase II.